Molecule: messenger RNA, 934 nt
Organism: Trametes versicolor FP-101664 SS1
Lineage: Eukaryota; Fungi; Basidiomycota; Agaricomycetes; Polyporales; Polyporaceae
Exons: 5
Coding region: 1-891 (296 amino acids)
Biological process (GO): protein processing
Cellular component (GO): Dsc E3 ubiquitin ligase complex; endoplasmic reticulum
Molecular function (GO): protein binding
Source: RefSeq, a predicted model, not a curated record
AUGUCCACAACUUUAAGCGAGAAAGCCAAGGGCAAACAGCGCGCUGCACCACCACUUGUGCCGGAACAGCUUGUUACAGAACAGCCGCCUGACAGCCCGCCUUCCAAAGACUUGACGAUCCGUUUCACGGAGGGUAUACCCGACUUGAUAGUACAGGUCGCCGAGAAAGACACAGUGAAGGAUGUGAAGGACAAGAUUCGCCUUGUCAGGCCAGAGCUCACGGAUAGACGCCUCAGGUUUAUCCAUGCAGGACAGCUACUAGCAGAGAGCACUCCUAUCUAUGCCCGAAUAGCUUCUCUCGAACAACGAAGGCGCGUUUCGGAGAAACGGGGUGAUGAGGACGACGAUUCGGCGGAGCCGGCGUCAAGCGUGGGCACGACAUGGAUACAUUGCUCUGUCGGACCUCAGUUAUCAGAGGGAGAGGACGAAAGCAAUUUGCAGACUGCGCAAUUGAAGCCGCUGCGGGGGUUCGACAGGCUGGCGGCUGCGGGGUUCUCGGAAGAGGACAUUGCGAACAUACGAUUGCAAUUUCAUACCCACUCCGCAAGGGACUAUCUGGACCAGGACUUCGACGAUCAGGAAGACUACGACGAGCACGCGCGAGUGCUGGAAGAACAGUGGAUAGACUCACUCGACGGUGGCAGUAGCAAUUCGCAGUCGCAAACGGCAGUGUCAUCGCUCCACAACGGAAUCGUGCUUGGGUUCUUCUUCCCACUGAUACCCUUCUUUUUCUUCCGGAGCAAUAAGCCUGCGGUGUUCUGGGACGACGACAGUGAACACCAGACUUUGAGUGCACCAGUGUUCUCGCGGAAGAUGCAGAUGGGCAUCGUAGUUGGGCUCCUACUGAACGUGUUGUUCGGCCUAUGGACGUACCUUCUAGCCUCGUCGUAGUCGAAUAAAGCGGCCUGUCUCCACGCGAAAGGUCGGGUAUUUG